AACAUGGAGAGUGUGAAAAGACUGACCUCAGACUGGAGAUAUCCCACCACUUUGCUGUGUGUCUAUGGAUUCUUUAGCACAGUGAAGCCACUGGAACCUUUCCUCAUACCGUUCCUGACAGGACCAGACAAGAAUCUGACCACUGAACAGGUCAACAAUCAGAUUUUUCCUGUGUGGACUUACUCCUACCUGUCCGUGCUGGUGCCGGUCUUCCUGCUCACGGAUUGGCUGCGUUACAAACCUGUGGUGGUCUUCCAGUGUGUGAUGCUCUUUACCACCACUGCUCUGCUUAGGUGGACAGAAAGCGUGCCGGCCAUGCAGGCCAUGCAGUUCUGCUACGGGGUGGUCACAGCCAGCGAGGUGGCCUAUUUCUCCUAUAUCUACAGUGUUGUAGAUCUAAAAAGAUACCGUAAGGCCACGUCUUACAGCCGCAGCAUCCAGCUCCUCGGAUACACCGUGGGCUCGGUGGUGGGUCAGCUGCUCGUCAGCUUCAACCUCAUAUCCUACAACAACAUCCUCGUGUUCACUUUGGUACUCACAGCCAUCGCGCUCGUUGCCUCCUGCUUGCUGCCCAUGCCACAGAGAAGCAUGUUCUUCCACAGAAAACACGCUGGACAGAGAGCAUCAGAGGAAGACGCAAAGAGGCACAGAGGUGGAUCUGAGGAUGAAGAACACGACUCAGAAAUAUCAAAUACAUCCCUGGGAGACAAAGGAGAUAAGAAGGAGCAGGGGGUUAAGGAGAAUGAGGAUUCGGAGGCGAUAAAAGGGCCAGCGUCCUGCAGCCAGGUUGUUCUGGAGCUAUGGAGAGAUUUCCGCCAGUGUUAUUCCUCCAGACAGCUGUUGUACUGGUCAGUGUGGUGGGCGAUGGCCACAUGUGGCUAUAACCAGACUGUCAACUAUGUACAGGUGCUGUGGGAGCAUGUGCAGCCCUCUCAGAACUUCAGCAUUUACAAUGGGGGUGUGGAGGCAGCGUCAAACUUGUUAGGUGCAGCAACUGCCUAUGGCAUAGGCUUCACAGAGGUGAGGUGGGAGCAGUGGGGGGAGCUGGCUUUGGGUGGCUUCUCAGGACUGGGAGCUGCUGCAUUAUUUCUCAUGACUUUCACUGGAAACAUCUGGGUCUGCUACACUACCUACACCAUCUUCAAGUGCCUGUACAUGCUGCUGAUAACAAUAGCCAUGUAUCAAAUUGCAGCCGACCUGUCGAUGGAAAGGUACGCUCUGGUGUUUGGGGCCAACAACUUCGGAGCUCUGCUUCUGCAGACAAUCAUCACUUCUGUUGUGGUUGACAGUGGAGCAUUAGGCCUUCCUAUCAUUCCUCAGUUCAUCAUUUAUGCCAGCUACUUCUCAGCCAUCUCUGUGGUGUUUUUGCUUCGGGGAAUAUUUAGCGUCUGUAAAGCACAGAGAAUAAAAAAGGAACAAUCAUCUUUAAAUGGAAAGCAAUCUGAAAUCUGCGAGGAACAUAAAUUCUGAUAUUGUAAAUUGAGACUUGAUUUUUUUUUUUUUUUUAACCCUGUGGCCCCAAAUUAUGGAAUAAAACACCCUUUUUCUUUUUACUAAAAAAAAUCAUACAAUUUUACGUGCAAUCUUGGAGCAACUUACAUUCCAUAAACACAUUAACACAAAGUACAUUUCAGUAACUCAAUUUAAAAAGGGACAUUUAGGCUUACAGACCAUGAAAAUGCUAAAUUUCAGAGACAGAACCAAAGAGCACUGAACUGUUGCUCAUUGACCCAAAGUUUAAGUUUUAGAGAAAAGCAAAAAAUUUCAAUUUGUCUAAAAGUCAAGGUCUUAGGAUCUGGAUGAAGAAUGAAGUUGCAAACAAUCCAGGUGGGCAGAGGUCCAGUGUGAAGUCUCCACGGUAAUUAAAUGUGGAGACAUUUUCAGCAGAACUUAGCACCUGCCC
Messenger RNA from Gambusia affinis (western mosquitofish), 1903 nucleotides. It is a transcript of the gene slc19a3a, whose product is annotated as solute carrier family 19 member 3a. The record is from RefSeq and is a predicted model, not a curated record. NCBI's taxonomy places the organism in Eukaryota, Metazoa, Chordata, Actinopteri, Cyprinodontiformes, Poeciliidae. The transcript has 7 exons. Gene Ontology annotation, biological process: transmembrane transport; vitamin transport. Bases 4 to 1470 code for a protein of 488 amino acids. Gene Ontology annotation, molecular function: vitamin transmembrane transporter activity. Gene Ontology annotation, cellular component: plasma membrane.